AUGGACGUCAAAGUAGUGAAGAUAAAGGUUCUUGGAAAAGGUUGCUUUGGUGUUGUGCAUCUGGUGAAGACGAUAACCCUGGUUUACAAUCAAGUUUACGCCAUGAAAUCCGCCGAUGAGGAUCACACUCCUUCUCUACGGAUGGAAGAAGAAAUCAUCCAGCAAUUUGUCGAUUCUCCGAAUAUUAUUCAGUGCUACGGAGGAUUCACAAGCAUUGAGCGAGAACGAGGAAUGGUUUACAACAUAUUGCUCGAGUAUGCUUCGGGAGGUAAUCUGGAAGACUUGAUAAACAAGUAUGGCGGCGAUAUACCGGAAAGAGAUGUUGCGUGCUACACACGGAUGAUACUUGAAGGUCUUUCGAGCAUUCAUAGAAAAGGGUACGUUCACUCCGAUUUGAAACCGGCCAACAUUCUGGUCUUCCCUCCUCAUGGCGGUACUGGUUUGCCGAAUCUAAAGAUUGGGGAUUUUGGGAUAGCUAAAGAAGAAAGAGUGAAGGAAAUGGGGUUCGGUUUUCGAGGUUCAAUACCCUACAUGUCUCCUGAAUCAAUACUCGGAGACGUAAGUGGUGCAUUGGAUGUAUGGUCUCUGGGAUGCGUCGUCGUUCAAAUGAUGACCGGCAACAGAUUGCCAUGGGAGAAUUAUGAUGCAAAUGAUCUGAUGAACAAGCUCUUGAGGGGAGAAACGCCCAACAUACCGGAGAAUAUGUCGAUUUUAGGCAAGGAUUUUUUAGCCAAGUGCUUUGAUGUCAAUCCAAACCGAAGGUGGAGUGCAAGUAUGUUACUGAGGCAUCCGUAUGUUAUCCCACAGCAUGUGCUUCCAAGAGGUCUUCAACUAUCUUACAACUCGUCUCAUUCUUCAACAUAUCCUCAACAAGUAUGCCAGUAUGGAAUUCCACAAGGUUUCAUAGUAUAUGAUCGAGUUUUACUCGAAAAGGUGAAAUGUUUAGAGGAAUUGCAGUCGAGAAAGAUGAUCAGUUACCGUCAGCCGCAAGAGCAAAAAAAAGGAACAGAGUACUUGUGCAACUGCUGCAAAGGAUUUCGGAGCCGUAACCACUGA
This is a messenger RNA of Hibiscus syriacus, 1056 nucleotides long. RefSeq names its product mitogen-activated protein kinase kinase 7-like. Bases 1 to 1056 code for a protein of 351 amino acids. Lineage: Eukaryota; Viridiplantae; Streptophyta; Magnoliopsida; Malvales; Malvaceae. The record is from RefSeq and is a predicted model, not a curated record. The transcript has a single exon. Gene Ontology annotation, biological process: protein phosphorylation. Gene Ontology annotation, molecular function: protein kinase activity; ATP binding.